This is a messenger RNA of Linum tenue, 7952 nucleotides long. NCBI's taxonomy places the organism in Eukaryota, Viridiplantae, Streptophyta, Magnoliopsida, Malpighiales, Linaceae. The record is from the annotation of a GenBank genome assembly.
GAUAGCAGCUACUCGAUCUCCAUUGAAGACGGUGUGGAUAUUUCGUUGUUAGAGAACCCUUCUCCUGAAGAGAGGCUUCUGGAUUAUAUGCAUGAAAGAUCUGGCAAAUCAAACACUUUCAACUCCCAAAUUAACUCUGAUGUUCUACCAAGCGUUUCUUUUGAAGCUCAGGUUGUCUCUCCUGAGCUUAGAUUCUACGACAACACAAAAUCGUCACUUGAUGAUUCUUCUUAUGGUGAAAAGCUUCUACGUGCAAAAAUGGAUUUGAGCUUCAUGUAUGCAUCGAAAGAAAAUGAUACGUGGAUUCGUGCAGCAGUAAAGGAUCUUUCGGUGGAGGCUGGAUCUGGGCUGAUGAUUCUGGAUCCAGUGGAUAUUUCAGGAGGAUAUACUUCUAUUAAGGAUAAAACAGAUACCUCUUUGAUAUCAACGGAUGUAUGCUUCCACCUUUCUUUGAGUACCAUUUCCCUUUUGCUUAACCUGCAGAGUCAAGCAACUGCAGCCUUGCAAUUUGGAAAUGCAAUUCCUCUUGCUCCUUGUACCAACUUUGAUCGAAUCUGGGUCUCUCCUAAAGAAAAUGGCUCUCGUAACAAGCUAACCUUUUGGAGGCCUCGAGCUCCAGCGAAUUAUGUUAUACUUGGAGAUUGUGUGACUUCAAGGCCAAUUCCCCCCUCAGUUGCAGUGAUGGCUGUGAAUAACUCAUAUGGACGUGUGCGGAAGCCAAUUGGAUUUAAUCUCAUUGCCUUGUUAUCUGAAAUUCAAGUAUUUGAAUGUGCAGGCGGUUCGGAGUUAGAUUCUGAUUGUUCUAUAUGGAUGCCUAUUGCGCCACCAGGCUACGCAGCUUUGGGUUGUGUAGCACAUGUAGGAAGGCAACCGCCACCUAAUCACGUUGUUUAUUGCUUGCGCUCCGACCUUGUAUCAUCUACAACAUAUGCAGAAUGCUUACUUUGUGCUCGCCCACAGCCUAGUUCUUCGUCAGGGUUCAGCAUUUGGCGUAUGGACAAUGUGAUUGCUUCCUUUUAUGCUCAUCUUUCAAGUGAAUACCCUCCCAGAGAUAGCAGUUGUGACCUCAGUCAUCUUCUUCUAUGGAACCACGUAAAUCAUUCUUCACCAAAAGACACUAGACUGGAUACAAAUGGCGACGACUCUGUGGAAUUAAAGAAACGUGAAAAUGUUGGUGAAAAUUCAUCCAGGUGGGAUGUUAUCAGAUCAGUAUCAAAAGCAACAAAUUGCUAUGUGUCAACACCUAACUUUGAGAGGAUAUGGUGGGACAGAGGUAGUGAUGUCCGACGACCAGUCUCUAUAUGGCGACCUAUUGCUCGUCCUGGUUAUGCUGUUCUAGGGGAUUGCAUUGCUGAAGGCUUGGAAGCACCUGCUCUGGGCAUAAUUUUUAAGGCUGAUAGUACUGAGUUUGCUUCAAAACCUGUGCAAUUCACUAAAGUUUCUCAUAUAAUGGGGAAAGGGAUAGAUGAAGUCUUCUUCUGGUACCCAAUUGCACCUCCUGGUUAUGCUGCACUUGGAUGCAUUGUCACGCGUGUUGAUGAACCUCCAUCUGCAAAUUCAUUUUGCUGUCCAAGGAUGGAUCUUGUGAACCAAGCAAAUAUUAUUGAAGUGCCUGUUUCGAGAUCUUCAAACUCAAAGGCUUCUCAGUGCUGGACCAUUUGGAGAGUGGAAAAUCAGGCCUGCACUUUUCUUGCUCGUUCCGACCUUAAAAAGCCCUCAAGCAAAUUGGCGUUCUCAAUUGGUGAUUCUACAAAGCCAAAGUCAAGGGAGAAUGUGACGGCUGAAAUGAAGAUAAAAUGUUUCUCUGUCACUGUUUUGGACAGUUUAUGUGGAAUGAUGACACCUCUUUUUGAUUUCACAAUCACCAAUAUUAAGCUGGCAACCCACGGUCGUAUGGAGUCAAUGAAUGCUGUACUAAUUUCAUCCAUUGCUGCAUCAACCUUUAACACUCAAUUUGAAGCAUGGGAGCCACUCGUGGAACCAUUUGAUGGGAUAUUCAAGUUUGAAACCUAUGAUACAAAUGUCCACCCGCCAUCACAAUUUGCGAAGAGAGUACGAAUUGCUGCUACUAGUAUCCUGAAUAUGAAUAUCAGCGCAGCAAAUCUGGAGACUUUUGUGGGGACCCUUUUUUCUUGGAGAAAGCAGUUGGAAAUUGACAAGAAAGCAACUAAACUAAACGAGGAUUCUGGAAGUCGGCAUAAGCCAGGAGAAGAAGCCGCUUUGUCUGCUCUGGAUGAGGAUGAUUUCCAGACAGUUGUAGUUGAAAAUAAACUCGGUUGUGAUUUGUAUCUGAAAAGAGUUGAAGACAAUGUUGACGUUGUUGACCAGUUACACCCUAAUGAUAGCUUUUCUGUGUGGGUUCCACCAUCAAGAUUUUCUGAUAGGUUAAAGGCUGCAGAUGGAUCUAGGGGAGCGCGUUGUUAUGUUGCUGUGCAUAUUUUUGAAGUCAAGGAUCUGCCCAUUCUUGAUGACGGUAACAGCCACAACAUGUUUUGUGCUCUACGCCUUCUUGUUGAUAGUCAGGCAACGGAUCAACAGAAGUUUUUUCCUCAGAGUGCAAGGACUAAAUGUGUGAAACCCUUGCUUGACGAACUUGCUAUCGGCACUGCUAAAUGGAAUGAAUUGUUCAUAUUUGAAAUUCCUCGGAAGGGACAUGCUAGGUUAGAAGUGGAGGUGACAAACCUUGCUGCCAAAGCUGGAAAGGGUGAAGUUGUUGGUGCACUUUCACUGCCCAUUGGACAUGGAGCAGCUCUGUUGAAGAAGGUUGCUUCAGUUAGGAUGCUGCAUCAACCGCACAACAUUCAGAAUAUUGUUUCACGUCCUCUGAGAAGGAAGCAUGACAAGGAUGAUGACAUGCAAGAUUCUGGAUACCUGUCAGUGUCAACUACAUAUUUUGAGAAAAGUUUGCUGACUAAUACGCAGAGAGGGAAAGAAACCGGGGAUUCUACCAAUAGAGAUACAGGUUUCUGGGUUGGACUUAACUCCAGUGGUUCAUGGGAGAGCAUUCGUUCCUUGCUACCUUUGUCAGUAGUUCCGAAGUCACUGCAGAAAGACUUUAUUGCCAUGGAAGUUACCAUGAAAAAUGGAAAGAAGCAUGCAAUUUUUAGGGCCCUUGUAACAGUGGUUAAUGAUUCAGACAUUAAGUUGGAUAUAUCAGUGCGCCCUAUGUGUAUGGUUGAUGGUAAUAAUCCCCUUUCCGGUUCCCAGAAUUCUACUGCUUUCAUAGAAGAGGUUUUUGAAAAUCAAUGUUUUCAUCCAACUUAUGGUUGGGGAAGCCAGUGUCAGAGUUCUCAAAGCUCUGAUCCUGGUCGAUGGAGCACAAGGGACUUCUCCUCGUCUUCAAAGGACUUCUUUGAACCUCCUUUACCACCUGGAUGGCAAUGGGCUUCUAGUUGGAUUAUUGACAAAUCUGAGGUGGUUGAUGGUGAUGGCUGGGCAUAUGCACCUGACUUUCAUAGUUUUAAGUGGCCUCCAACUUCACACACAAACUCCUCUCUUGAUGCUGUCCGCAGAAGGCGAUGGGUUCGAAGACGUCAAGAAGUACAUACAAGAUUCAAUAAGGACAAUAGUGACUUCGUCAUAGAUCCUGGAUCCUCAGCUGUUUUGCCAUGGCACAGUACAUCGAAAGAUUCUGAUCACUGUUUACAAGUUCGGCCUUCUGCUGGUCAUUCUCAAUCUGCAUAUUCAUGGGGCCAAGAAGUGAGUGUUGGUUCUUCUGAUGGACUUUGCAAGGAUCAAACCCUGACUGAUAAAGCCGUGCUUGCUACGCAAUGCACAUUGAAGCAGGGGAGUAAAAUGCCUGUUGCUUUUAAAUUAAAUCAGCUUGAGAAGAAGGAUGUUCUAUGUUGUUGUUCUAGCACUGAAAACAAACAAUUUUGGCUCAGUGUAGGAGCUGAUGCUUCGGUUCUUACCACAGAGCUUAAUAAGCCUGUUUAUGACUGGACAAUAUCCAUCAACUCUCCGCUGAAGUUAGAAAAUCAGCUAUCUUGCUCAGCUGAAUUCACAAUUUGGGAAAAGGCUAAAGAAGGUGGUUAUACAGAGCAACAACAUGGUGCAAUUUCCUCAUGGGAGAGUGUUCAUAUCUAUUUUGCUGAUAUCCAUAAGCCAAUCUAUCUUACGUUGCUUGUUCACGGUGGUUGGGUUAUGGAGAAGCCUCUUAUCCUACUUCUGGAUCUUGCUUCAAGUGAUCGCUCUUCAUCAUUCUGGAUGGUCCACCACCAAAGUAAAAGGAGGCUACGUGUGAACAUUGAGCGAGACAUGGGAGGAAGCAUCACUGCUCCAAAAGCAAUUAAGAUCUUUGUUCCAUAUUGGAUUGUAAAUUCUUCAUCUCUGCCAUUAGCAUAUCGAGUUGUAGAAACAGAGGGUACAGACAGCACAGAUUUGGAUUCACAGUCACUUUCUAGAGUAAAUUCCGUGAAACAUACCUCAAAAGCUACCACAAUGGAGAGGCGACCCUCUAGCAUGAAAAGAAAUGCUGACGUUGUUGAGGUAAUUGAGGAUACAAGCCCGGUACCAAGUAUGUUCUCACUGCAGGACCCUGCUGGUCGUAGUGGGGUAACAGUACUGUUCCCGUCGCAGAAAGAUGCAUUCCUAUCUGCACGAGUUGGGCUGGCUGUUGCUGUUCGACAUUCUGACUCCUACAGUCCUGGGAUAUCACUCCUUGAGCUGGAAAAGAAGGAAAGGGUUGACGUGAAAGCUUUUAGUUCGGAUGGAUCAUACUACAAGCUCUCAGCCCUGCUGAAGACCUCAGAGAGAACAAAGGUUGUUCACUUUCAGCCACACACCUUGUUUGUGAAACAGGGUUGGUUCCAGUCUCGGUCUUCAGCAGUGUGAUUCUCACUUGGUGGAAUGGGUUCAUCCAACGGAUCCUCCAAAGCCUUUUAGAUGGCAGUCUUUUGCCAGAGUUGAGAUGUUGAAGCUGCGGGUUGAAGGAUACCAGUGGAGCAUGCCGUUUAGCGUUUACAAUGAAGGCACAAUACGUAUCUCCUUAAAAAGUGAUGUGGGAGAUAAUCAACUGCAGCUAAAGAUACAAGUACGAAAUGGUACAAAAACCUCGCGAUAUGAAGUUAUAUUCCGUCCAAACUCUUCAUCCAGCCCUUACAGGGUUGAAAAUCGUUCCAUGUUCUUACCCAUUCGGUUUAGGCAAGUGGAUGGUGUUGGUGAUUCAUGGAAACUUAUCCUUCCCAAUACAUCCAGUUCCUUCUUUUGGGAAGAUCUUGGUAGAAAAAGGUUUUUGGAACUCUUCAUAGAUGGUUCUAACUCAUCGAAAUCAUUGAUGUUUGACAUUGAUGAGAUUUCUGAUCACCAGCCCAUCGAGGAAGAGGAUGGACCUUCUAGAGCCUUGCGUGUUACAGUACGCAAGGAAGACAAGGUUAAUGUUGUGAAGAUUAGCGAUUGGAUGCCAGAAAGUGAACCUACAGUGCUGUAGGGGUAAGAGGACCUUCGUCAUUGUCACAGCUACCUGGGAAUGACUAUCAACGACAGCAGUUUCCAUCUAACUCGGACUCUGAAUUCCAUUUUAUCUUGGAGCUUGCGGAGCUUGGAAUCUCCAUCGUUGACCAUACACCUGAGGAGAUUUUAUACAUGUCAGUGAAAAAUCUGCUAUUGGCAUAUUCUACCGGUUUGGGGUCUGGGUUCAGUAGGUUCAAGCUAAGAAUACACGGAAUACAAGUGGACAACCAGCUGCCAUUAACUCCCAUGCCCGUUCUUUUUAGGCCACAGAAAGGUGGAGAUGAGGCAGAUUAUAUCUUGAAGUUUUCCAUGACAAUGCAAUCGAAUGGCUCGCUUGAUCUUUGUGUCUAUCCGUACAUUGGAUUCAGAGGACCUGAUAUUGCUGCCUUUUUUAUAAACAUUCACGAACCUAUCAUUUGGCGCCUCCAUGAGAUGAUGCAACAAGUCAACUUCAGUAGAUUAUAUGAGACACAAACAACUACUGUUUCUGUCGAUCCGAUCAUUGAAAUUGGCGUUCUCGACAUUUCUGAAAUUCGGUUUAAAGUAUCAAUGGCCAUGUCACCGAGUCAGCGACCAAGAGGAGUGCUUGGAUUCUGGUCAUCUUGAUGACUUCUUUGGGCAACACUGAAAAUAUGCCUAUAAGAGUGAAUCAAAGAUUCCAUGAGAACGUGUGCAUGAGGCAGAGUACAAUGAUUAGCAUUGCCAUUACAAACGUUAAGAAGGAUAUUCUUGGGCAGCCUUUGCAACUUCUCUCUGGUGUUGAUAUACUGGGUAACGCAAGCAGUGCCCUUGGACUCAUGAGUAAAGGUGUUGCUGCUCUGUCAAUGGAUAACCAGUUCAUCCAGGGUCGUCAAAGACAGGAAAACAAAGGAGUGGAGGACCUUGGUGACGUCAUCGGAGAGGGAGGAGGAGGAGCUUUUGCGAAGGGGAUAUUCAGAGGGGUGACUGGUAUAUUGACAAAGCCACUAGAAGGUGCAAAAUCUUCCGGGGUAGAGGGAUUUGUCCAGGGUUUUGGAAAAGGAAUAAUUGGUGCUGCUGCUCAACCGGUUAGUGGGGUUCUGGAUCUUCUGUCGAAAACCACAGAAGGUGCCAAUGCAAUGAGGAUGAAGAUAACAUCUGCCAUAACAUCAGAAGAGCAGCUUCUUCGAAGGAGACUGCCUCGUGUUAUUGGCGGUGAUAAUUUGGUUCGACCAUACAAUGAGUACAAAGCCCAAGGCCAGGUUAUACUGCAACUGGCAGAGUCGGGUUCAUUUUUCGGCCAGGUUGAUCUAUUUAAAGUACGUGGGAAGUUUGCUUUAUCAGAUGCUUAUGAAGAUCAUUUCAUUCUCCCUAAAGGAAAGAUUGUCAUGGUCACACAUAGGAGGGUGAUGCUAUUGCAACAACCAUCAACCAUUAUCGGGCAGAGAAAGUUCAACCCGGCUGGGGAUCCAUGUUCAGUACUUUGGGAUGUGCUGUGGAGCGACUUGAUGACGAUGGAGCUGAAUCAUGGGAAGAAAGACCAACAAAAGUCCCCGCCUUCAAAGCUGCUCAUAUAUCUACAAAGUAGAUCGACAGAGUUGAGGGAACAAUUUCGUCAAAUUAAAUGCAGUCGUGAAACUGAUCAAGCUCUCGAGGUUACUGUUCAGUUGAAAGAGCAAUGAACACAUAUGGACGGGAUACACUACGGGAAUUGCUGAAGAACAAAGUGAUGAAACCAUAUUCACCAAGUUUAGAAGGGGCCAAUACGGAAGCAACUGCGAAAGAAGGGGCUCCUGCCUGGCCGCCUCCACUGCCCCCUAGACAAGGAUCAAAUUUGACAUUCGGCAGCAGCUCUGGCUAAUUCCAGGAUUCAAUUUCCACCUGCAAGCUUUUUGAGGAAACAAUGUGGGAUGAACUGCUAUAAAAAAGGUAUGAAUUAAACUCGUUCGCCUGGGCUUACACCUGAUAAAAGAAUGGUUCUUCAGCCUGAACAUUCGUCGAGGCUCGGUUAAUUUCCCACAUAUCAAACGCUGCCUUGCUUCAGUGGAGAAGUGAAAUGAGCAAUUCAGAUGGUUGUAUAAACUUCGCUUGAACUUAAGAUUGGGAGUCUGCUGUGUCUGACAUUUUAUCAUGCAGGUUUAUCCAUAAGGUCGUCAAUGAUGGUAUAAUGUAAAGGAUUGGUUGCCGCAAGGAAGAAAAUGUCAGAUUCAAUUUGCCUGCUGAAAAGGAGUUUUUUUUGUAUAGUAGGUUUACACAAGAAUAUCAAAUGGGGAAUUUAUCAACUAUCAAGUAUAGAGACACAGGAGAGAGAUUGCAAAUUAGGUGUUCGGCUUCUAACACCGGCCCUGCCUGCUUUGUCUUCUGCACUUUCAGUUUUGUAGUCUUAAGUUCCCGUGACGAUCGAUUUAGGGUUGUUACAUUGAACAAUAGAAAUAGUCAGAGGACAUCACACCUCUCUUUUUUUCUUCUUUUUUUUUUCUAGGACCCUCUUCGUUGAACAAAAGUCACAAAUUCAUGAAAAAUUAUUUGUUGUUUCGUUGGGG